ACGCGAUUUGGCCGUGAAGGAGAAGCAUCAGCUCCAAGCCAAGCUGGAGAAUCUAGAACAGGUCCUAAAGCACAUGCGAGAGGCCGCAGAACGGCGGCAGCACCUGGAACUGGAGCAUGAGCAGGCCCUGGCUGUCCUCCACGCCAAACAGCAGGAGAUCGACCUGCUGCAGAAGGCUCAGGUUGAAGCUAAGAAAGAACAUGAAGGUGCCGUACGGCUGCUAGAGGACACGCUGGAUGGCGUGCAGAGCAAGGUGCGGGAGCUGGAGGAGAAAUGCCGGACGCAGAGUGAGCAGUUCCGCCUGCUGUCGCAGGACCUGGAGAGGCUCCGGGAGCACGCGGGGAAGAUCGACCUGCUGGGUGGCAGUGCUGGGGCCUCCUUGGACGUCCCCGCAUCCGGCAAGCCUUUCCCGCAGUUCAUGAACGGACUCGCCCCCUCCAUCGGCAAAGCUCAGGAGAGCACCGUCCGAGGCCGCGCCGUGAUCGGGGACUACAUCCGGCCCCUCCCACCUGCUGGUGACAGGCCGGAGCCUCCAUCCGUCAAGCCCGCCUUUCUGUCGAGAUCCGCUAGCCCAAGAUGCGGAUUUGAAUCAGACAUGGAUAAUGAACGGAAUUCCAAUACCUCCAAGCAGAGAUACUCGGGGAAGGUCCACUUGUGUGUCGCCCGCUAUAGCUACAACCCUUUUGAUGGGCCCAAUGAGAACCCCGAGGCCGAGCUGCCGCUCACGGCGGGGAAGUACCUCUACAUCUACGGGGACAUGGACGAAGACGGCUUCUACGAAGGUGAGCUCCUGGACGGGCAGAGGGGUCUGGUGCCCUCCAACUUUGUGGACUUUGUGCAGGACAGCGAGUCACGACUAGCAAGUGCGCUGGGCAAAGAACAGGACCAGAAUCUCAUCAAGCAGGCUGGCAUCGGCUCGGAGGUGGGGAGCCUUGUGGACCUCCGCGGCCCCGCUCACACACACGCCGGCGUCACGGACAAUGGUGCGGGGACCCUGGGCGUGAGCAUUGACGAGACCGGAGAAGACAUCGUGCCUUACCCUAGAAAAAUCACCCUCAUCAAGCAACUCGCCCGAAGUGUCAUUGUGGCCUGGGAGCCCCCGGCCGUGCCGCCAGGCUGGGGGACCGUGAGCAGCUACAACGUGCUGGUGGACCAGGAGACACGCGUGAGCCUCAUGCUCGGGAGCAGAACCAAGGCCCUCAUCGAGAAGCUCAACACAGCGGCCUGCACCUACCGGAUCUCUGUGCAGUGCAUCACCAGCAGGGGCAGCUCGGACGAGCUGCAGUGCACGCUGCUGGUGGGCAAGGACGUGGUGGUGGCCCCCUCCCACCUGAGGGUGGACAACAUCACCCAGAUCUCCGCCCAGCUCUCCUGGCUGCCCACCAACAGCAACUACAGCCACGUCAUCUUCCUCAACGAGGAGGAGCUCGACGUCGUCAGGGCUGCCAGGUACAAGUACCAGUUCUUCAACCUCAGGCCCAACAUGGCCUACAAGGUGAAGGUCCUGGCCAAGCCUCACCAGAUGCCGUGGCAGCUGCCCCUGGAGCAACGGGAGAAGAAAGAGGCCUUCGUGGAAUUCUCCACAUUGCCCGCAGGCCCUCCGGCGCCCCCCCAAGAUGUCACUGUCCACGCCGGGGCCACCCCAGCCACUGUCCAGGUCUCCUGGAAGCCGCCCGCCCUGACAACCGCCGGGCUGUCCAAUGGGGCCAACGUGUCUGGCUACGGCGUGUAUGCAAAAGGGCAGAGGGUGGCUGAGGUCACCUCCCCCGUGGCGGACAGCAUAGCCGUGGAGCUGGUGCGGCUGCGGAGCCUGGAAGCCAAGGCUGUGACCGUGCGGACCCUCUCUGUGCAGGGCGAGUCCACGGACUCUGCCCCUGCUGCCAUCCCUCCCGACCUCCUGGUGCCUCCAACCCCCCACCUGAGAACUCCCACACCGAAGCCCUUAGCAAGUGCCGGAGCCCCCGAUACCAAAGAUGAACACCUGGGUCCCCACGUCGCCAUGGAUGGGGCCUGGGAGCAGACUGGGGCCCCGGCCCCAGCCCACGGGCACAUGCUGGAGCCACCCAGCCUGCAGGGCUCGGGCCCGGGGAGGCGGUCCCCCUCGCCCAGCCGGAUCCUCCCACAGCCACAGGGCACCCCGGUUUCCACGUCCGUCGCCAAGGCCAUGGCCCGGGAAGCUGCGCAGAGGGUGGCCGAGAGCAGCAGGUUAGAGAAAAGGAGCAUCUUCCUGGAGAGGGGCGGCGGGCAGUAUACAAACUCGGAUGAGGAAGACAGCUAUGACUCCCCGGACAUCAAGAGGAGAGGCGCCUCGGUGGACGACUUUCUGAAAGGCUCAGAGCUCGGCAAGCAGCCACACUCCUGCCAUGGCGACGAGUACCAUACGGAGAGCAGCCGGGGCUCUGACCUCUCGGACAUCAUGGAGGAGGACGAGGAGGAGCUCUACUCUGAGAUGCAGCUGGAGGACGGGGGCAGGAGGAGACCCAGCGGCACAUCCCACAACGCCCUCAAGAUUUUAGGAAACCCGGUGUCUGCAGGACGGGCCGACAGGGUGGAUCACGUGGGCCGAAGGUUCUCCCAUGGCAGUGCUGGUCCUCAGCGGUCCCGGCCAAUGAUGGUCCCGCCCAUCGACGAGUACAGUGAGCGCGACCGCCUUUCUCCAGACUUCUACGAAGAGUCAGAGACCGACCCAGGUGCCGAAGAGCUCCCAGCCCGGAUCUUUGUGGCGCUUUUUGACUAUGACCCCCUCACCAUGUCCCCGAAUCCAGAUGCUGCCGAAGAAGAGCUUCCUUUUAAGGAAGGACAGAUCAUCAAGGUCUAUGGUGACAAAGACGCGGACGGCUUCUACCGUGGGGAGACCUGUGCCCGGCUCGGCCUGAUUCCUUGUAACAUGGUCUCAGAAAUCCAGGCGGACGACGAGGAAAUGAUGGACCAGCUUUUGAGACAAGGCUUCCUUCCUCUGAACACGCCCGUGGAGAAAAUAGAGAGAAGCAGAAGAAGCAGCAGGCAUCCGGGGGCGACGCGGAGGGUGGUGGCCCUGUACGAUUAUGACCCGCGAGAAAGCUCACCUAACAUCGACGUGGAGGCAGAGCUGACGUUCUGCACCGGAGACAUCAUUACUGUUUUCGGUGAGAUCGAUGAAGAUGGAUUUUAUUAUGGGGAACUUAACGGGCAGAAAGGCCUUGUGCCUUCAAACUUCCUGGAAGAAGUGCCUGACGACGUGGAAGUCUAUCUCUCUGAUGCACCGUGCCACUACCCCCGAGACGCGCCAAUGCGCUCCAAGGCAAAACGGAAGAAGAGUGUUCAUUUCACACCUUAA
This is a messenger RNA of Callorhinus ursinus (northern fur seal), 3316 nucleotides long. NCBI's taxonomy places the organism in Eukaryota, Metazoa, Chordata, Mammalia, Carnivora, Otariidae. The record is from RefSeq and is a predicted model, not a curated record.